CGCUCAGCUGUGCAUCACAUGUCGGCCGCCGCGAGAGACUCUGUCGCGUUCUCGAACACUACCAGCGCGCACGUACAACCUCGGACCGGUCAGGCCGCCGUCUACCACUUGCGUUUCCGUCUAUUGUCGGCGUGCGUCCCGCAAUUCUGUAUUAUGCUGUCAGCCGCGUGCACGUCAACGCAUCGCCACGAAUCGAUCACGAAGUGCCUCGAAUAUGCGGACGGCGUGACAAAUCCGGGCGACAGCGCACGCCGCUUUGUUGAUACGCUGAGUUCUGUGUUCAGGCCGCGGAGGCCGCCGCGUCCAUCCAGCGUCUGAGCCGGUGGCUCGCGCUUCGUAGACGAAGACGGCGAUUGAGAGCCCCGAGUGAAUUUGAGCCGCCCACCGGCUGUCGUCUACGCCGGGCGGCAGGUACCUACACACACACAACAGUGCGUACGAAAAAACCACGGAGAGUACGAUGACCUAAGGGGGCGGGUAGUGCGACAGCAGGUAGCGCGCAGUAGAGAACCGAAGGGAGGCAGUGCGCUCUCUCUCCCUCAGCGUGAGGCCGUCUCAGUGCCGUUCGUUGUUUUUUUUUUCGCCAGUGCGUGUGCCAAGUGAGAGUGAAGGAGCGAACGGUUUCGAGAGAAGAUCGCUGCGCGCAUGUGUGCGUUAUCGCGCUGCGAGUUUCGAACUUUCCUGCAGCACAACGUGCCGCGACUCCGUAGAUCGCGCGCGCGGAUCCUCUCUCUCUCUUUCUCGGCUCUCUGCGAGAAGAACAUUUUGUCGACGUACGGACAAAGUGUGCGCGUCGCGGCCGCGCGAAGAAGAGCUGCGUGAAUGAACGGAGGUGUGGUGCAUCGUGCGAGUGGUCCGCGUCCGAGUGCGUCGCAGCACGACGACGCCGGCUUCAGGCGUCGCGAGAAGACUGUCGCCGGCGAGACGGUGCGAGUGAUCGUCGGCCCGGCGGAGAGGAGGAUAGCAGCGGCAGCGAUAGGAUCGGCUAACGAUCCGCGCUGCGCGUCGCCGAGCGAGAUAUCGUCGCGUCCCCGGCGGAAGCUGCGAAUAAUGUCGACGGGCAAGAGGCUGGCGAAGCGCAGCAUCAUCGGCACCAGGGUGUGCGCGCCCGGCGACGACGGCAAGUACUACUGCGGCGUGAUCCACGCCGUCAAGACGCCGCAGCCGGCCGAUUCGGGUCAGAGCGUCACGGCGAAGACGCUCUACUCGGUGCGCUUCGACUCCGUGCCGGGCGGCCAUCCGCCGAGCGCCGAGUACUCGGACCGCGACCUCAUCGGCCCGGGCUUCGGCACCGUCACCAGCACGCGACUCGUGCCCGGUCAGAAGGUCUAUCUCACCUACAACGGCAGGGAGAUACACGCGGAGGUCACGCAGCAUCGCCAACAGCUCGACGAGGUGGACGUGGUCAUUGCCCCGAACGGACAGGAGGGCACGAUGAGCCUAACCAAACGCAUAGAGGAGAUCAGGUUGCUCGAAUCACGUAAGAGUGCCCGGCUGGCCGAUCAGGACACUGAUUUCGCCAGACUCGCCGAUAUGGGCAGCGACCGUAAACGGGCAUCCUCCCACUCUAUCGACGUGCCACACGUGAUGGGGUCCAGGAAACGACGGCCGAGCACGUACAAUGAUUCCGAACGGGCGAGCAGCGGUUGGAGCGAGAGGAUGAUGAGACGCUUUCGCGACAAUGAUUUUAUGGACGACUGCACUGCCGCCCUGGUCCUUAUGUCGCUCUCGGGCUCGCCUCAGAGUCCUGAAAACCUGCCACCUCACUGCCACCAAUUGUACGAAUACGGUUCAUGGGGAAGCAGCAUGAUCGCCGGUUCGCCGGGGGUCGGCGGCAUGUCAAACAGCAGCAGCAGCAGCGGCGCUUCCUGGCGAAGCGGCACCCCCAGCCCGCCCCUCUUCGAGGAGGGUGUACCGUCGAGGAACUCACCGUGCCCGGCGACGGCGCAUCCCUCGCACAAUCAGCCGCACUACGCGUACAACGCGUCCGGCACACCGGGCAGCACCCCCGGCGGCACUCCGAUCAUAACGCUGGACGAGGGAAUAGUGCCCGAUUACAUCGAGGAGCAGCACCCACGUAAGAAGAUCCGAGCGAAAGUCAGGCAGCAGGACCCGAUCGAGAACGGGCCGAGUGGCGCUUGGGACAGCGAACAGGCGAACCCGGCAGUGGUCUACAAGUGCACUUGGCCGGGCUGUCUGGAAAUCAAAGCGACGGUACCGCUUAUCGAGGAACAUGUGCGCCAGUCACAUCUGGGCCCGAAGAAGUUCGAGGGGCCGGACAGUGAGAAGGAUUACAUGCGUGUCCCCGAAGAGGAGUUCUACUACCAAGAGGUCGGCGUGGAUCACAUGAGCUCACCGCCCACAAUGUCCCAUCGGGACAUGGCGAGACCGCCGCACGAGGAUCCGGAAUAUCAAAAGCAGCUUCGCCUCGAAGCGACUCCUGCCACGAAUAACAGCGUCGACAGCGUGAUGGUCGGUGCCAGAGAGCCGAACAACGCGAUCUCACAGUCGCCGGGUACGCCGGUUAAGCACAUCAAACUGUCCCCACGGCCGUUGCAGGCGUGUCACCAGCAGAACAUGACAGGGUCCACGGGCAAGAUGCCGUCCUCGCCGCGGCGAACCCGCAACGACGUGAAGAAGUGCCGCAAGGUCUACGGGAUGAAUUCGCGCGAACUCUGGUGCACCCAGUGCAGGUGGAAGAAGGCCUGCACCCGUUUCUGCAGCGAAUAGGCCAAACGUCCGCCUCGCUCGUCGCACGUCCGUAGGAGGCAGACGACGACACCCUCGCCACGCCGACCCCAGAGUUCGUCAGUGCUACGUUGAGAUGUCACACCAACUGCCAAAUGCCAAUCGCCGCGCCAGCAACGUCGCAACAAACGGCGCCGCGACGCAGCGGAGGCGCGCGCGAAAUACCGCCGAGAGGUCCCAGCGAGACAGGACUGUCCUUGUACACAUUGUCCACCAUCUCUCUCUCUCUCUCUCUCGUAACUCGUCGUAAGCGAGCGCGCGAGUAAGCGAGAGCGAGCACCUCUUCCUCCCCCCUCUCUCUCUCCCCCGUGUUCCGUGCUCGUGCACAGCGCUGUUACCCAAGCAACUGACGAUCGAGCAGCCACGGAGAGUCCUGGGAAGAAACGUCGGUCCAUCCGACGAUAUCGCGGCCGGCUCCAAGAAGCCGACGUACGCAUUUGUGCAUCGAUGCGACACAAGCUUCCCAGUCUAGAGACAGAGAAGGGAGGGGGACCGAUGGCGGAGGAGGUUGGACGACGGUGGCGGACGACGUGGUCCAUCCGAACGUAUCGACUUCCGCCCGUGGUGCCUGGCGAACUCCGACCCGGGUCCCCUUCAUACCGUAAUACGAGGGGAUCCUUCGAUUAGUAGGUAGCGAUUAAUUGACGCGCGCCCGCGCUCACGGCAGCGAGGCGGACACCGACAUAUAUACACACACACAUACAUACAUAUAUAUAUUAUAUAUAUAUAUAUAUAUAUGCACACGCAUACACAUUAGACUGUUUCGCGCUACGUUCUCCGCAUUCCCGGCGGAAUGCGCGAGACAUCGACGACGACAACAGCCUCGCUCGCGACCCGCCCAAGAUAAGAAGAGAUAACCUUCCGGUUACUUCGGUACGUACCAGAUACGCGCUCGCGCGCAGGACGCGAGCGCAUGCAUGUCCUACGAAGCGCCGGUUCCCGAACCGUCUCUUAGGUCACUGCAACAGGUCUUCCUUCUUUCGGCAAGAGCGCGCGAGCGAGCGAGCGAGCGAGAACGAUUAAACCGGAGAGGCGUUAUUCUCAACGUCGUCGGGGUCCCUCGGGGAUGUGGCGGCGAUCCGGCCGCGAUCCCCGAGGAGCACCGUGCCCGGUCGGGCGAAAGGAAUACCGGCGCGAGCUCGGUCCGACACCGACGAAUACGUUCAUGCCGAGGCACGAACGCAGGCAGCAGGUAGGCAAAAAAAGUCGCGUGGAAAACGGAGCUGUUAAUUGUGAUAUCUAAAUUUAUCGGGACCCCCCGCGCGCGGGUCGAAUAUAAGGAUAAGGCCGAGGUGGAGGAGGUGGUGAUGGCAUGAACAGGUUGGGAGGUAAGAGGAAGCACGGAGGAGGAGCGGAAAGGAAAAAAAGAAAAGGGAGAAAGAGGUACACGGGGGAAAGAAGGAAGAAUAAGGUGAAGGGAAACCAAAAUUUUAUACACCAAUUAUACUGCCAGAUAAAAGUAAUUGAUGAAGAAGGGGGAAAGAAAAAAACAAAUAAUAACAAUAUUGUUGUUCGAGCCUCUCUCGCGCGUAUAAAAGAGGCGUUAUGUUGCACCAUGCGUCGCCGUAUACCGGGCUUAGCCUUGUUAGCCUUCCGACGACCUAAGACCGUGUUCGCCAACAAAGGAGCUGCACGCGUACAUAAGAUAGGCUACGCAGUUGAAUCGAUCGAUUUACUAAGAGAUCCAGCGAAGGUCUCGCUCUAGAUCAUGCAUAUACACACACACACACACACACACAAAAAAGCACACA
Messenger RNA from Dinoponera quadriceps, 4499 nucleotides. RefSeq names its product zinc finger protein 395-like (gene Glut4EF). Gene Ontology annotation, biological process: regulation of transcription by RNA polymerase II. The record is from RefSeq and is a predicted model, not a curated record. Lineage: Eukaryota; Metazoa; Arthropoda; Insecta; Hymenoptera; Formicidae. Bases 823 to 2730 code for a protein of 635 amino acids. Gene Ontology annotation, cellular component: nucleus. Gene Ontology annotation, molecular function: DNA-binding transcription factor activity; RNA polymerase II cis-regulatory region sequence-specific DNA binding. The transcript has 8 exons.